Molecule: messenger RNA, 1162 nt
Organism: Brassica oleracea var. oleracea
Lineage: Eukaryota; Viridiplantae; Streptophyta; Magnoliopsida; Brassicales; Brassicaceae
Product: GTP-binding protein At2g22870
Exons: 4
Coding region: 96-1061 (321 amino acids)
Molecular function (GO): GTP binding
Source: RefSeq, a predicted model, not a curated record
GCGCCUCCUCUAACAUGGCUUCUCUCUGUAUCUAGAGAUAAAAGCUCCACAUACGACUAUACCGAUAUAACAUAACCGAAGAACACCAAUCAGAUAUGAUUUUAUCUCAGCUCCCAAGAUUUCAUCUCUCCAUCUUAACGAAAUCACCUUCCUCCUCUCUCUCUUCUCCCCAUUUCAAUCUCCUAAACCACCGGUCCAACCCACCGGUUUCACUAGCCAGAACCAUUUUCUCCUUCGCGCCCAAAUCAAAUCUCGCCACCGUCGAGCCCAUACCGCUCCCGGUCUCGGAUUCAUCCGAUCUGGACGAAGCUCCCGUGGAGAUUUCGCUCGACAAGCUUUUUAUCCCGCCGGAGACGGAUAUCUCCGGGGACGACCCGUCGAGCCUGACGGCUAGGGUUCUGAAGGGCUCGAACAUAGUGCUCAGCAAGUACGCGAGGGACGCGCAGGUGGCUCAGGCAGACUAUGUGAAGAGCAGUGUGAGGACGGAGGACUGUCCGGCGGAUGGGCUGCCGGAGUUUGCGCUGGUCGGGAGAUCCAAUGUUGGGAAAUCUUCGCUGCUCAAUUCGUUGGUGAGGAGGAAACGACUUGCCUUGACCUCUAAGAAACCUGGAAAGACGCAAUGCAUUAAUCAUUUCCGGAUCAACGACAAUUGGUACCUGGUAGAUUUACCUGGCUACGGGUAUGCAUCAGCACCGCAUGAACUCAAACAAGACUGGAACAAAUUCACCAAAGACUAUUUCCUCAACCGAUCAACAUUAGUCUCAGUGUUUUUGCUAGUUGAUGCCAGCAUUCCUCCAAAGCAAAUCGAUCUCGACUACGCUAGCUGGCUUGGUCAAAACCAGGUUCCAAUGACUAUGGUGUUCACGAAAUGUGACAAGAGGAAGAAGAAGAAAAACGGAGGGAAGAGACCAGAGGAGAAUAUAAAGGAGUUCCAAGAUUUGAUCCAAGGAUUCUUUGAGACAACGCCACCAUGGAUUAUGACCAGCAGUGUGACUAAUCAAGGUCGGGACGAGAUAUUGUUGCAUAUGGCUCAGCUAAGAAACUACUGGCUUAAACACUAAGAACCAGUUUAUCUUUUGUAAGAAAGUAGACAUAUAUAAUAAAAACAACAACAACAAAAAGACAGUGUAGCAGUUCUUUUGCAAGUUUUUUAUUGAUGCAA